This is a messenger RNA of Rhincodon typus (whale shark), 3062 nucleotides long. RefSeq names its product vesicle-associated membrane protein 3 (cellubrevin) (gene vamp3). Gene Ontology annotation, biological process: vesicle-mediated transport; vesicle fusion; SNARE complex assembly. The transcript has 5 exons. The record is from RefSeq and is a predicted model, not a curated record. Bases 153 to 476 code for a protein of 107 amino acids. Gene Ontology annotation, molecular function: syntaxin-1 binding; SNAP receptor activity. Gene Ontology annotation, cellular component: plasma membrane; SNARE complex. NCBI's taxonomy places the organism in Eukaryota, Metazoa, Chordata, Chondrichthyes, Orectolobiformes, Rhincodontidae.
UGGUUUUGGGAGUAGGAUUUAUUACUGCUGACACCAGGAGGCGGGGGGUGGGCGCUGGGAAGUGGUGACGUCUCCAACCUGCUGACAACACCCAACUUGUGAGGCUGAGCGGUUCGGGGUCUGAAUCGGCGGGUUUGUUUUUGCUGGAAAACAUGUCAGCUCCAGGCUCCUCAGGUAACCCACCAGCUGGACCAACACCCUAUGGCAGCAACAGGAAGCUGCAGCAGACCCAGGCCCAAGUGGAUGAGGUCGUGGAUAUCAUGAGAGUGAAUGUGGACAGAGUCCUUGAACGAGAUCAGAAACUUACAGAGUUGGAUGACCGAGCUGAUGCACUUCAAGCUGGUGCAUCUCAGUUUGAGACCAGUGCUGCAAAACUAAAACGCAAAUAUUGGUGGAAGAACUGCAAGAUGUGGGCAAUAUUAAUAGCUGUGGUCCUGAUCAUUAUUAUUAUCAUAGUUGUUUGGCAAACCACAUAAGACCAACAUCUUGCCUAUUGGAAAUUGGAGGCAGAAGAGGAUUUCUGGUUUCAACCCACCUUAUCUACUAUGUUUUUAAGGGUUCACUUGUCUAUUGGUUUAAACAUUAAGUGUUGGGGGAGAUUGACUUAUAAUCAGGAGUUCAGGUAAAAUUAAAAAACAUUAAUCUCAGUUUUAACUUCCCCAAUGUUGAUCACCCACUGUAUUUGUAAUGGACAGACAAGGCAACAUGACAUUUGACAACUUCAGAAAGAUGGAUGUUGCUGUUGACGUCUUAGUCUUGGGUGGGACCAAUCCUUCUACAGGAGAAUUGAAGUCCUAAUAGUAUAAAUUCUUAGAGAUAGUAUUGUCUUUGUCUCCUUUUAAUGAAGAGACAGCUAAACACUUGAACUCCUGGUCAUGAUCAUUCUUUAUCAAAUGUCUGUUGUCUGUAAUUGUCAAAAUAAGCUGAUGGGACUUGCGUUCUCCCCUAUUUUCCCAAGGUUUUUUUUUUUUUUUUUUUAAAAACACACUUUGUAAAUUCUUGGCAAUUAAAACCCAUGAGUUUUAAAUGAAGCGACAGUGCAAAUUAAAAUGUUGGCAGGCUGCAGUUGCUAGUCUUGGCCAUUAGGACUGGGCAAAGAUAGAGUAAUGGAUCAUGAAUGUUGUUGUGCAUGUAGAAAUGUGGGCUACCUGCACGUCAAACCUUUAAGGAAACAUGAAGGGCAAAAAGGUGAGAUGGCUAGUCAACAACUGUAUUGUCCCCUUGCAUCUGUGGCUUUUAACAGAACCAAAGUCAGAGGGUGGUGGGUUUCCUUUUGCUAGUAGAAUCGAAACAGGAGAACGGUUCCUGAACCUGAAGUUUCUAAUUCUUCUCCACUUUCAAUUCAUUUUCUGUUGAACACUGAACACUUGAUUUUUAUCAAGCUCUUACUGAAAAAGUUUCUCCUGUUUUCAGAGGUCAGAUGAUAUACUUUUAAAGCAUCUUUUUGCAGGAAUUUUAUUUUGUUUCUGCCUCCCCUGGUUAUUUCAAGAUUAACUUUGAAUUUGAAGGAAAUUGUAACCUUGACCAUCCAUCCUGUAUCAUCUUUAGCACCAGUAGUCGGUGUUGGGUCUGGAAAAAGCCUUGGUCAAGUCCUGUCCUCUGAGCUGAAAGUGAUAGUGAGGGUCCUGACAGUGACCUCUUGGAAUGAACUGUAGUAGAGUGUUGCACUUUCAGAUUUGCUCAAUAAUGGAAUUUUUUUUUUUGUCAAAAUAUUGUCCUCGGUGUGCUGGUUCCCUCUAUCCCUUUUUGCAAACACUAAAAGAAAAGCCAAAAACAAAGCUUAUUUGUGCCUUAUCUGCUCAAUGUCCCAGAUGAGACGAAAGUUCAAGUUACAGCUUUAAAAUUCACAUGGGUAUUUAGAUUCCAAACUGAUAUGUGCCUUGCUCGCUGGCAUUGGGCUUUUAAUGCACGAUUCAUGAAUCGUGAUAAGUGGUGAGAUGUUUCCUUUUGAAUUUUUUUUUUAGAAAAGAAACUCCAAGCUAAGGGGGAUGCUAAUACUAAAUUAACAUAUCAUACAUAACUGUUUGCUGGUUGAAGGCUUAUGUAGUCACUUUUGUUUCACUAAAAUUGGUUGUAAGCCUUUAAUUAUAUCAUCAGCAAUUGACCUGGGUUCAUGAACGCAAGAAAAUCUUUUUUAUUUUUUUUUUUAUUUUUGCACAAGAGUUUUAAAAGGAAAUUUGUACACUCCUAAAUGGGACUUCAAGUGUCAACAGGGACACAGCAUCUCAAUGGUUGGACUCGUACUAUUGGCUAGUUUCUGUCUCCCACUCGCGCUUCCACUCGUCAGUAAUGCUGCCUGUUUGCACUUGAUAUUCACUUUUGCUGGUGAUUGGUCUUGGAUAAAUGUUGAAUAUUGUCUAGCACUGUUUAGCUUUUAUUGCACUGUUGGCAAAUUGUGAGCAAUACAUUGGUGAUGGGUAUUUUGUAAAGACCCCCAACAGCUAUUGUAUGUUAUUGAAGCGCAAAGUUACUCAGAUGCUUCUUUAAUGUUCCUUUGGAAUAAAGGGGGGGGAAUCCAAGCUGAGCACUUACCUUCAAGUAAUCUGAUUUGCAGCAUUAAUUGGCUGGAUCUGAUCAGUGGGAUGGUAUAUACAAAAUGGUUUGAGAUCAUUGCCUGAUGGGUGAUGUAUGUCUAGUCCAGCUCAUUGGCAUUUUGUGAAGACUAAAGUCUGAAUUAACCAUCACUGCUGUAUUGUUGGUAUAAUAGAUCACCAAAAAUCUUUUUCUAAACAGUAUUUUCAAUGAAACUCCUAUUUAGACAUCAGUUGACAUGAUUUUGUAAACUUGAGGUUCCUCAAUGCCUUCAGCCAGCAAGUUUAACUUUGGUUUGUGAUUCUUUGUCAGAACUUGCUGUUCAGCCUUUAGUGCUGUAACUACUGCCACUCAGGCUUUAGAAGUGCCCAGCAAUUACUGAAACCCAAACAAGUGCCUCUUGAGCUAUUUGUGCCCCACUUCACCUUUUUGUAUAAAAGUGUAAUUGUUCAAGUUGGCAUUGCAGCUAAGCUUGUUCAAUUGUAUUUUAUUGUAAGGAAGACUUAAUAAAAGACAUUUUGCAAUCCAAA